Messenger RNA from Xenopus tropicalis (tropical clawed frog), 2631 nucleotides. Its product is annotated as protein mono-ADP-ribosyltransferase TIPARP. The record is from RefSeq and is a predicted model, not a curated record. NCBI's taxonomy places the organism in Eukaryota, Metazoa, Chordata, Amphibia, Anura, Pipidae. Gene Ontology annotation, molecular function: glycosyltransferase activity; transferase activity; NAD+ poly-ADP-ribosyltransferase activity. The coding region runs from base 488 to 1966 and encodes 492 amino acids. Gene Ontology annotation, cellular component: nucleus. The transcript has 6 exons.
CCUUUGCUGGGGCAUGAUGAGGCAAAUUCUAUUGACUCCUGGACCUAACCAGCCCUGGGUAUGUGCAGCUACAAGAUACACAAUAACGUGUCUUUCCUGCUGCUGAAAACAGGCAACUGAUCUAGACGCGGUAGAGUGGUACAGAACCCACCCCGCAGGUUCCUGCUUCCUCCUUCCUUACUGCUGGGGCAAAUGCAGUGCAAUAGACACACUCACGGUAUAUAUGACCGUUUUGCUCAAGAAUGAUCAAGACCUCAGCAAGGGGGAGGAGCUCCUGAGCUCAGUGAAGGCGAAAGUAGUCUAGAACGGUCUAUACCCGGCGGGAAGAGAGGAGGAAGUGCGCCAAACGGCCUGUGAGUGGGCGGAGCAGAUACGCGGGGUUCUUGCGGAGCCAAGGGGCGGAACCUAGAGCCAAAGGCACAGGGGGGCAUUGUGCUGCAUCGGGCACCCUUACUCGGGCGAUUAGCCCCAGUUCCCUCCCUCAAUAAUGUUCCUCAAAGUAUCGGUGAGUCUCCAGGCUGGAUCUUCUUCCCUACAAAGUCCAAGCGCAGACGUUCCCUUCAGGGUUACAGACCUGGAACCAAGCGACGAUGAGCUGGCUCUGCAAGAACUCGAAUCCCAGACGGGUCCUGCCCUGAUGUGGACCUCGCUUACAAACCAAGGUGGCGGCAAAUUCGAAGAAUUGGUGGCUUUUCCCCGAUGUCGUAUCCACCAGGAGGAAGGGAUUGAUAUCUGCUCAGACUUCCUAGGUGGACAGUGUGCCCAGGGGGAUUGGUGCCCACAGCACCAUGCCCUUCUCCCCUACUGGUGGCAGAUUAGGGAGUUGGACGGCGACGUCUGGGAUGAUGUAGACUUUCGUGCCCAGGAUGUCUUCGAGAUGUUGUUUUGUGACCCCAAAAGAGAAGAUGUUUCUGUUUUCUAUCAGAAUUCUUGGUUGAAUAUUAACUUCACCACUAUGGAAGUCUGGGGUCUCCCGCACUUCAAUCGCAUACGGCGUCUUUCUACCGGCACCUCCUCCUUCCGCCCCUUCUUUACCGAGUACAGGUAUUACUAUGAGGCAGCGAAAGACUCCUGGGAAGAGUACAGUCCAGAGCUGGUUAGGCGCAUAGAGAGAGGGCUCGCGAGGGACAAGAAGACAACGAGCUGCUCAGUGAACGGACACAGCUUCUCCCUGCACCUCGCUAUGAUGUAUCAGGUGAACAAGGAUACGGGCAGGAAGAGACGCAUGAGAAAGCGCCCGCUGUUUAGAUCAUUAGCCAUCUUGGCCCCUGAGUUACGGACUCUGCCCAGGUUCGUCCCCUGUAUCAUUCUCAACGACCAAUCAGAUCUGGGGAGCUUGUGCCCAAAGUCUUGGUUUGUUAGUAACGCUUUGUUAAUCUACGAGAAAGUUCCGCUCACCUGUCACCAUAGAGAAUUCUUCCAUAUCUACCAAUACUUCCACUCCACUAUGCCUGAAUCCACCUACAGGAUCUCGGAGAUAUCCCGAAUCCAGAACUAUUUCCAGUGGGAGAGAUACAGCCGGAAGAGAGCCCAUAUGAGGCAGAGUGGGGAUGAGAGGCUGCUGGAGAGACAUUUGUUCCAUGGGACGGACCCCGGCUCGGUUGAGGCCAUUUGCAGGCAGAACUUUGACCCCCGCGUGAGUGGGAAGAACGGGGCAGUUUACGGCCAAGGAUGCUACUUUGCUCGGGACGCCAGUAACUCGCACAAGUUUACCCGGGGCAGUUUGCAGGGGCAUCACUUCAUGUUCCUGGCUAAAGUGCUGGUGGGGCGCCCGGCCCUAGGCCACGAAUCAUUCCGCCGCCCCCCACAAAUAACCCCCGAUGAUCCGUGCAGCCCCCUCUACGACUCCUGUGUCUCCUGUAACUGGGACCCCUCCAUCUUUGUUAUCUUUGAUAAUGACCAGUGUUUCCCAUAUUUCCUCAUCAAGUAUCAGAAGGUGAAAAACAGCGUCGUCCUCUGGGAAUAACCUUCCAUUGGAAAUCUGGUUGUUGGGGGGGUCACUGACCCUAGCAACCCAAAAGCAGAUCGACGGUGAGACUUUAUGUUACUGUUUAUUCUCAUUUUGCAUUGGUUUUAAUUGUAGUCAGGCCUUUUACUAUGACUCCCAGCUGCUUCCUAGUUGGCAAGGGAAUUAAGCCCUAGCAACCAAAUAUUGCUACCUCAGGGGCCCCAAUUAUUUGUCCAUUGGUCUCCUGUGUCCCCUGGGUGGUGACUUUGCCAGCAAAUAGAAUGGGACCCCUGUAGAAUGUUAAUUAACUGUACGUUAAUCUGGUUGCUAUGUUCCCACCUGUUGUAGCAACCAGGCAGAUGUCUAUUACAUCAUCUUGAUAAAAAAAAAUAAGCUAUUAAGAUAAAAUCUGUUUUCUGGUUGCUGGGGGUUACUGACCUUAGCAACAAGAGCAGGAAGGCAUAUUAAUUGAACGUCCCCUUUAUUAUACAGCAGUUAUGAUUGAGAGAAUGCCCAGUGGGCCCGGUCGGGUUUUCUCACCUGUUAAUAACGGUUAUACGAGAUGCAGAAUUGGGGCGGAGCAUAUAUAUAAUAUAUGCGCACAUGUUAAUAUUAUUGAGCGUCAAGUACAGAUACAAAUAAUGAUUGUUGUAUGGGAGCAACAGUGGGGGUAACACUGAGAU